GGGGUCUCCUGGGCAGGGUGGGCAUGAACAGCGGACCCUGGGAGGGGCACAGCUCCAGUGGGGGUCCCGGGGUAGGCGGUGCAGUCCCCAGCGUGGGACACAGGAGCAGGGCUUCCUCUGCAGGCCACCCUCCAGGCCGUCUGGGACAAACGCAGCCGGGCUGGUCAUAAAGUGAGGGUGCAGGGAUGUCGGAGUUCCCCCCGGCCCCUCAGUCCCCCUGCUGCCACCAUGCAGGUGAGGAGGGCCAUCCCAGGGGCUCUGGAGCAGCUCAGGUCACAAAUGUGACCCAGCAAGGAACUGCCUCAGGGCCCUGUGUAUGCGCGGAGGGGUGGGCUCCCAGACUCAAGGCUCCCCAGGGUAAGCCUCCAGGCCUGCAUGGUGCCCCCUGCCUGGGCUCUGGCUGAGAAGGGGCAGGGAGGAAGGGGUCGCUGACGGGCAGGACCCGACAACCAGAGCCUCCUUACCCCCCCGCCCCCCCCACCCCCGCACCAUGCCAGAGCACGUGGGGGGCAGCCUAACCCAGCCAGGACACGGCCUGGACACAGAUCUGCCGGGGGCGGGCGGGGCAAGAGGACACACGGGUGUCUCCGGAUGUCCCUUCCGCUGCGUCCCCAAAGCCCCCAUCACUCCUCAUGCCACGGCCUUGGCCCUUGGCUCCAGGGCAGCACCACUAUCCGUGUUCCCACCUUGGGGUCAAGGACAGGUGCUAAGUCACACAGCCCUGUGGUUAUACCGCUGUGCAUACUGCGCUGGCCGCAGGUCCCAGUAUUACGAUCACAGCAGUUCGGAGGUGGGUGCCGUGACCCCACCUUACAGACCAGAGACACCGAGCUCAAAGAGACUAGUUUCCCGUCCAGUCCAUGCUGCACAGUGAGAAGCCAAGGCUACCCACUUUCAGGCCUCCACACCCACCGGGCCACCUCCCCGCCCUCCCCACCCAUCCCUACCCCACCCUGCAGGCCAUACCUCGUGCCUCUAAGCUGUGGGAGCGGUCCCUCCUGGGGCCCCCUGGGCAGCAAGGGUCUGACAGGGGAGGGGGGCAGGGGCUGUGUGGGGCUGUGUGGGGGCGGGGUCAUCCUGUGCACAGUUGUGGGGUGGGGGUGUGGCGGCCUGGGCAGAGUUCUCUGGGUCCCGAGGGCUGGGGGGUGGCUCCAAGGUGACCCGCGGGGGAGAAUCAGCAGCCCUGGGUGCAGGCAGCCUCUAGUAGAGGCCUCGGGUGGAGGGGAGAGAGAAGUUAUUAUCCUGAGGCUGAAUUGCCCCGAAUUGCCUCUGGGGACCACCGGGUCACACCAUGUUGGACUGUGUUUAUCUGCUGCCGUGUCUGGCCUCCGUGCCCAUUGGCAGGACAGGCGCCGCCGAGGCCUGCAGGUGCGGUGGGAGGGGCCGCAGGUGCCUGGGGGGGGGGGGGCACUCAGACACAGUGUCUGGUCUCAGACACCUGCUCCCCCCAGGGGCUGCAUGCCUGGAGGACCGCCGCCCCUUCUCCCAGGGCCUGGAGGUGAUGCUAGCAUGUCCGUCUGAGGGGGGCUGGGGCCCCCAUCUUGGGGCAGGGCUGACCUCGGGGUAACAGACUGGAUCUGGGGACCACUUGUGACCACCCCCAGGCGAGCCCCAGGUCUGCGGGGGUGUGUGGCCGUUGGGGACCUGAGGCCUGACCCUCUGGGUGAGCCAGACCUUUCCGGGCCUUGUGGGGACCAGCUGGGGCUGAGUGUCGGAGCCCGGGCCUGGGGGGGGGGAGGGGCACCCGCCAACAUCCCUGUGCCCCUUCUCCUGAGGGGUGGCAUGCCCAGGUGCCUCCAGGCAGGGAGGGCUGGGCCAGACAACAGCUACCAUGCUUCCCUCUCGGGUGCCUUUGCCAGCAGGAGGCAGGACGCUGAGCAACAUGAGGGUCCUCUCCAUGGGGUCCCCGGGCCCCAACCAGGAGAAACCUGAGUUCCCCUCCUCAGUGGGGGCCCGGAAAGCGCCCUCUGCACACCGGGGUCCCAGUGGUGCUGGGGGGUGGGGGUGGGGAGGGCGAACCGGGGGUGUGGCCUGGGGCAGGGGGCAGGUGCCAGCCGGGCUUCAGGUGGGCCUGGGGCCUCCCAAUCCUGAGUAUCUGCAGGCUGCGGGGGUGGACGGCAUCCCUGGCCGGCUGCCCUCCCUCCUGAACCCUCCCGGUCUCCCGGUGGCCCAGACCCCCUCCCCGAGCCUGCCAUUCACGCAGACAGCAGAGAGGCUGGGCAGAGGAGGGGGACGCCGAGAGAUGCAGGGAGCUCCGCGGUGGGCAGCUGCUGUGUGGGCUCCCUGGCACUGUCCCCACAGCCUCCCCAGCCCUGCCCGGCCACCUCGUCCAGCCGCCCGGUGGCCUGCGCUGUUCCGGCUGCCCCGGCACAGCCCCCGGCCCUCCCUCCCUCCGCGGACACACGGGAGUGAAGACACGGAGCCAGAGCCCGGGCGCCGGCCUGAGGCCCCGGGCAGGCUGGGCCGAGGCAGCCGCGAGCCGGCCGCGGGGCAGACGCAGGGGCUGCAGCGCCUGGCGCUCGCCCUCCGCCCACCCUGGCCCGGCCCGGCCCGGUCCGCACAUCGUCCGACGGCCCUGGACGCCGGCCGGCCGGAGGCGGGCUCAGCAGCGCACCCCCGCGCCUCCGGGAGAGCGGGCCUGCCCCUCCCGGUCGGAGCCAAAGCGCCGGGCGGGGGUCUGCGGGAGAGAAGGGGACCCCCCACCCCGGGCAGUGUGCACGUCAGACUGAUGGAAUCGCACCCUGUCGCUUCGAACCUCUCCGGCCCUGAACCCCCCCCACCCCUCAACACCUGCCGAGAAACGAAGACUCGCCCGCGCCGGCAGGCGCCGGCCCCUCUUCCCAAGGACGCUUCCACCGGCCGGCUGGUGACCGUCCCUCCUUCCUCCCUCGGUCCCUUUGCGGUUUUUGCAACAGCGGGCCGGCCACAUCCAGGACUUCCCUUGGCCUGUGGGACACUUCCUCCCUGUGGCGAUCCCCGGGGGUUCUGGGGAAACGGGAGGGAGGUCCGGUUCACCGAUUCACGGUGGGAUGUACGCCCAUCCUGCAUCCCUGCGGCUCCUUCCCUUAGGCCCCGCCCCCGAAUUCCCAGAUUCCCUCCCUUCCUGCUCCUCAGGUUAAAGUACUGCACCCACUCCCCUCACCCCAUCAGCAGCUGCUUCUCUUUCUGGGUGGCAGACCAGAGGUCCACCUUUUCCCUCCAGAUUCAGAUCUCUCGGGGUCACCCCAGACCCCCGGUUUCUCUUCACUGAGCCCGUACCAGUCUACGACUUCAACAUCUUUAAGGCUCACACCCUUUUGCCACCUGCUGAGCGCUGGUCCCAGCUAUCCCGUCUUAGCAGCCUCCGGAUGGUGUUCCCCACCCAGCAGCCACCCCCACCAGCACUAUCACCCAGAUGCUUUAGCCCAAGACCCCCUUCCCAACAGUGGUCACCGGCUCCAAUGCCGGACACGGACCUCAUGUGUCCAGGCCCAGCCCAGCAGCCACCUGUGUCUGGUGGCGCUAGAGCCCUCCCAAGGAGACUGCAGAGGGAAGAUGGCGCCAUGCCAAGCCCACGUCUCCAGAAGCUUCUAGUGCUCACACGGGAGUAUGCAGACUAUCUGCCUGACCUGUCUUUAAAGCAACAGCCCCGAUGCUCUGCACCACCUGGCCCAGCGACCCCUAGAUCACUCUAAGUCACUGUCGACAAUCAGCCUGCGCUAGCCUCCCUGGAUGGGCUGAAGUGGGGCCGUGUGCCCAGCUCCAGGCACCAAAACCCAGCAAGGGAGAGGCCCGGGUCUGGAAGGGCAGGAAGGGGGCGGCUUCCCCACCCCUCUCCUUUACUCAAUUCUGGACCCCACCCGGGGCUUUGCCGGCAGACUGGGGGUGAGCGGCUGUCCAAGGCCUUCCCCUGGACAAGUGCCCCCACCCACUCCUGCUCCUGGACCCUCUGUAGCUCCAGUCUACCAGCCGACUGGGGGUGGGAGACACAGAGCCAACAGAGGGAGCUUCCCUGGCCACUGGCCACAGCGGAGCUCCAGACCUUCCUUUCUCAACAGCCCCCCAUCCCCCAGAAGCAUCUGCCCCUGACUAGCCCCUGUUGGAGGGUCACACUUGAUCACCUAGAGUCCGUCCGGAAGGGUGGCCUCGGAUGCACCUUGCAAAGGACAUUUCAACCACGACCUCCUACUCCCCCGUACACACCAACACCACCCAUAACCCCUCCUGCCUCCGACCCAACCUGCUUCCCUACCCCUCACCGACCACCCAAAGCCCCCUCCCACCCCACCCCCACCGUUUCAGGCAAAUGACAGCGUCACCAAGCGGCCCUCUGCCAGUGCUGCCGCAGAGCCUCCGCCGGGCACUGGGACCCGAAACCGAGGGGCAUCGGACACCAGGACAGCCCUCACCAAUACCUUGUACUCCCUGGAGCCCUGGCCCUGGCCUCACCUGGCUGCCACCCCACAGGAGAAAACCACCCACUCAGGCCACCCUCCUCGCGGCCAGCCUGCACUUGGAGAGACCUACCUGGCAGGCAGCGCUUGAUCAAAGACCCCUCACCAAGGCCACAACACCUAAGACUCCUGAAGAAGGGGGUUUCACCAGCACCCAAGCCGGACCCGGGUCAGUAAACAAAUAUGCCUGAAGACACCGCACAGAGAGACUCUUUGUCUGGUGUCGGCAUUCAAGGAAACGCAGCUUCGUGCCAUCACGGCCCCAGAGUGGCGGCCUCAGACCUUCCUGACCCGACCCCUCCCACAGGCAGCAGGACAGCGGGCAGCGUCCACGAGGGGGUUUUCGGGGCGAGUCUGCUCCCCACAAGGGCGCCCUUGUUCUCACAGAGGCCCGGCGGCCUCCGCGGGAGAUGGGAGUACUCGCUGCUCGCUGUGCAAGGUGUUAGACGCGACCUGCACAGCAGCCCCUCUUUCCCUCACCGCGGCGGGCGGUGUAGGCGCUGACAUGAACGCCCGCGGUCACUCGGCGGGAAGUGGCUGAGCAGUGCUGGCCUCCCGCUCCCCCCGCCUCUCCCACUGCGAGACCUCCCCCCACGGCAGCCCCGGGGUGGGGGUGGGGGCGUCCUGAGCAGGACGGGGACGCGGAAGCAAGGGCAGGGGCAGGCACGCCCAGCCGCCCAGCAAGCUGCAGACGGCCGGCCCGCUGCCUGGGGAGGACGGUCCCCCCCCCCCCGCCCCCCGCCCCCCACCGGCUGACUCAGGGGCCGCCUACCGCCCAGGCACCUCCACCCGGCUCGCCAGCCCAGCUGGCAGGCACAGCUGGGGAGGGGGCUGCAGAUCUGGACGGGACACAGCUCACCGUGAGUGACCGCAAAACGGCAUUAUUUCUUAGCGUAAGAGUAUCCGGCCCAAAGGAACUGAAAUGAAAGCAAGGACUGGAACAGAAUCUCGCACGCCCCUGUGCACAGCGGCUGCCUCACAACAGCCGAAGGUGAAAACCACCCGUGUCCGUCCACCGAGAAGUGGGUCACAAAACGUGGCAGAGCCACACGACGGAAUAUUAUGCAGCCUCAACCAGUAACGAAGUGCGACACCUGCUACGACGCGGAGGCACCCGACCUUGCCAACGCCGUGCGGAGUGAAAGAAACCAGACUUGAAGCAACAAAUACCGUGUGACUCCCUGUACGCGGAGGCCCCCACGGUCGUCAGAGUCACAGUGACAGAGCGGAAGGUGGGCGCCGGGGCCAGGGCGGGGCUGGGGAGUCCGUGUCCGCUGGGGAGAGAGGUCCAGUGGGGGAAGAUGAGAAAAUUCUGGAGACGGAUGGUGUGGACGGUGCGUAUGUGCUUAAUGACCCUGACCUGUACACAAAAAUGGCUAAAAUGCUAAA
Molecule: messenger RNA, 5822 nt
Organism: Prionailurus viverrinus (fishing cat)
Lineage: Eukaryota; Metazoa; Chordata; Mammalia; Carnivora; Felidae
Product: translation initiation factor IF-2-like
Exons: 3
Coding region: 1832-3250 (472 amino acids)
Source: RefSeq, a predicted model, not a curated record